GGCUGCCAAUUGAAGUCAAGUUGAUUCGUCCGUCGCAAGCGAAUCGACCUUCAAAAGUCUGGCACGUCACUUCUUCAACUCUCCUCUCCAGAGCUCCGCGCGACUCCAGUCCCCUCAACGACUCCCACCGACCGACCGAGCGAAGCGAUUGAUUGUUUGAUCAAACGCAAAAAACCAAUCGACCGGGGCGCAAGCGACCGAAGCGCGAAGCGAACGAACAAGAGGAACACAGGACUCUCGAACCACACAAAUAGCCCAACAUGCCUCAGGAUAUGCCCCCCGCUGGCGGCUAUGAUGCCGUCCAGUACAAGCGCAACCUCCCGCCCAGUGCCUUCAAGCCCAAGACCCUGCUCGCCUUCGGUGGCUUGAUCAUGGUCUACGGCUGGUACCAUCUCUUCCACGGUAUCCGUGAGCAAAGAGAACUCGCCCGCGAAAAGAUGUGGUCCCGCAUCCACUUGAUCCCCGCCCUCCAAGCCGAAGAGGACCGCGAUCUCGUCCGUCGCCACUUGGCCGACGUCCAGCGCGAGAAGGAGCUGCUCGGAGACAAGGCCGUCAAGGUUUACCACGCGGACAGAUAUGUCCGUCCUACCUUUGCUAUUACUCCUGGGAAGAUCAUCAAGGAUUAGAUGUGCACUCGGAAGAAGUGUCGAGGAUGUGGGUGUGGGAGGAACACAGGACUCCCGGGUUUGGUCGUUGGUUGGGGUUGUAGAUACUUGCCUGGUUCAAAAUGAAGGAUGAGGAUAGACUUAGACGAGCAAGCAAGCAAGGUGUUGAGGUGAUGACAGGUUGCGAGGUUUAUGUGAUGCUCAUUCCUUUGACAGGUAUGUGCCCAACUUCCAUCCCUCAUGGGACAGAAGUGAACAUUGAUACCAACAGCUCGGAUGUCUGUUCGACGAGUAACUAGGUAGACCUUUGCAUCGUCGUCAAUAGCAGGGCUGCCGUGAACAACUUCCAUGGUGUUUUCUACCAUCUUUGCGUGCUCUCCUUGAAAGCUGUUAGCGAUCAGCGUCCUCCUCCUUCUAUAGCCAUAAAGUUCGCCUUCAGGUUGUCAC
Messenger RNA from Neurospora tetraspora, 1052 nucleotides. Its product is annotated as NADH:ubiquinone oxidoreductase 14kD subunit. The transcript has 3 exons. Bases 261 to 626 code for a protein of 121 amino acids. Lineage: Eukaryota; Fungi; Ascomycota; Sordariomycetes; Sordariales; Sordariaceae. The record is from RefSeq and is a predicted model, not a curated record.